GCCUCUGGUCACAUUGCGUAAAAAUUGUAUGUCGCGUUGUUCGGCUGUUGCUCGUGUAAAAAUUAUAAAAAUCAUAAACGCACAAUUCGAAACUACCCAAUUUAAUGUGAGUAUUAACCCAAGGCCGCAACAAUGGGAGCCUGUGUAUGUCGCAUGAAUCCCGACAAUGAAACAAUGAGUGUUUCCUCGGCAAGCGCUUCGCGUCCGGUCAGCGCAGGGAUUGCAUUGGGGGGCGCUGCGCGUAAAAAUCGCCCAUUGUGCCAUGAGACCAUAAAAUGGCGCUCCGACGUACCUUUAACCGAAGGACAACUGCGCUCCAAGCGUGACGAGUUUUGGGACACGGCUCCUGCAUUUGACGGACGAAAGGAGAUUUGGGAUGCCCUUCGAGCAGCCACAAAUGCAGCCGAAUGUCUUGACUUUCAAAUGGCACAGGCAAUUUUAGAUGGCGCUAACGUAUCUGUGCCCAAUGGCUACCUCACAGAAUGCUACGACGAGUUGGGAACACAAUAUAAAGUACCUAUUUACUGUCUGUCAUAUCCCAUUAACAUUGUAAAGGAGGAGAAUGGGCGUGAUUCGCCAGCCGAAUACUCAGAGCCCGUUGAUGGAGGGACCGAAAUCAUUCUUAAGCUGCGCAUAUCAUCCUCAAUGACUGAUGUUAAACUGCCGGUAUACUCUAAGGACACGGUGGGACAAUGCAAGAAAAAACUGCAGUCUGUUGAGGGAGUCGACGCGUGUUGCCAACGUUGGUUCUACAGCGGUAAGCUGCUGGGCGAUAAGGUGCCCAUUGAUGAGUGCAGCAUACACCAAGGCUAUGUGGUGCAGGUCAUUGUUAAUACGGAGCACUACAAUCACGACAACAGCACGAGUAUCGUUCACAUGUCGCUUGCGAGCUAGCAAUGCACCAACUCCAAACUAGUCAUCUUAGGUAUCAGCAGCGGCAACCAGCUUUGUGAACAGCAUCAACAACCGGCUAACAGCAACAA
Messenger RNA from Drosophila navojoa, 983 nucleotides. Its product is annotated as ubiquitin domain-containing protein 1. The record is from RefSeq and is a predicted model, not a curated record. Gene Ontology annotation, molecular function: protein binding. Lineage: Eukaryota; Metazoa; Arthropoda; Insecta; Diptera; Drosophilidae.